Molecule: messenger RNA, 990 nt
Organism: Daphnia pulicaria
Lineage: Eukaryota; Metazoa; Arthropoda; Branchiopoda; Diplostraca; Daphniidae
Product: cathepsin G-like
Exons: 7
Coding region: 96-845 (249 amino acids)
Biological process (GO): proteolysis
Molecular function (GO): serine-type endopeptidase activity
Source: RefSeq, a predicted model, not a curated record
ACAUCGUUCAGCUUUUGAGUGUAUAUUAACGAGUCCGAGUUUGGAUCGUUUGGAUACAGGAACAAUCUACGCAAACGAGCUCAUCUAUUCUCAACAUGCGGUACAUCCUUCUCCUUUCGUUGGUUCUUUGUGGCCUGUUCGCACAUGGAUUGUGCGAAGAUUCCGAUGAGACCGACUCCAUUAUCGGCGGAGCAGUUGCCCGCAAGGGCCAAUUUCCUUACAUGGUCUACUUUAGAAACCAGGUAACAGGAAAACUGUUUUGCUCCGGAACUUUAAUCACACCCUACAAAGUCCUAACGACCGCUUGGUGUUUCCCAAGUUUCCAACCAAGUGUACCGAUAACAGCAUGGAUGAACACCGUGUCACUGAUUCCGGAUGUUGACAGAGUGGUGCGGGGUGUCAUCAGAGUCGUCCGAGCUCCAGAUUACAACCCAGCAACUGGCAUGCACGACAUUGCCGUCGUUACAUUGGACGCACCUGUCACUUUUGUGCCACCAGUGCGGCUCGGUUUCGGGAUGUACGUCAAUAGCGGACUCUCAGCUGGUGUCGUCGGUUGGGGAAACUCGGGUGCGACUCAACUCACUACAUACCUGCGCAGCAGUUUCAUCACUAUUCAACCCAAAUCGGUGUGCAUGGCGGCCUUCGGCAACCCUAAUUUCGGAAGCCAAUUUUUCAUCUGCGCCGCAUCUCCUGGUGUUGGUAGUUGUUCGCUUGAUGCUGGCAGUCCGAUCCUGCUGAACGGAUUUCAAAUUGGUAUCAGCAGCCAAGCCCGUUGCGGCGGAGGAGAGCCUGUAGUGGGUGUCGAUGUCCGAUCCUAUGAAGCUUGGAUCAGAAGAAACUUAUAAUCUAAUUGAAAAAUUUUGAUUAUUCAUAAAUAAGCUCGAUUGAGGAACAGAAUGAGUUUAUUUUCAGUUGAUUCUGCUCGUUUCCUUUAUUAUCCUAUACUUAUUAUUAUUAUCCCACGGUGGAAUACAUUAUUCGUGACAACCA